AUGAGAAUGACGAGACGUCGCACUAAAAAGACAGAGAUCAGGAACGAUUCGGAUUCGGUUCGUAUAGACAUAGUGAUCGAGAUCGUGAAGAGAUUGCCUUUGAAAGAUGUAUCGAGGUUUCUCCUUGUGUCCAAGUUAUGGUCAGAAAUCAUCCGAAGUCCAUAUUUCAUCAGAUCGUUCCCGUUCUUGUUCUCGUCAAUUCAGCCACAUCUGCUCUAUGCUCUCAAUAGCUUAGAUAAAGAUAAAGGACACCACAAAUGCUGCGAUAUUCAUUACGUGAGUGGCUUGAUAUGCUUUGGAUAUGGUCAGCAACAACUUAUAACUAACCCUAGAACAGGUAAGUCCAUUUACUUACCCAAAGUGAAAUCAAGAAGCAAGAUCAUCCAAAGCUUUUUCGGAUACGAUCCAGUCUAUGGCCAAUAUAAAGUACUGUGCAUGUCGGAAAGAAUGAAUGAUUACUUGAAUGUUCCGUCUUCUGAACAUCAAGUGUUCACAUUAGGAGGAGUACAAAAAGUUGAACAAUCGUGGAGGAUGAUUGAAUGUAACAUUCAUCACCGUCCCAAAACUAACAGUGUGUGCAUGGAUGGGGUUUUGUAUUAUGGCGCUUUUACGGGCGGGGAUAUGUUGGAAUGGUGCUUAAUGAGAUUCGAUGUGAGGACCGAAAAGUUGGAUCUCGUUUCAAGAUUAAACGAGAGUAGCAUACAAUGUUACCGCCCGGGGCAUUCUCCAUCUUUGAUAAAAUACCAUGGGAAAGUAGCUUUAGCCUUUGAAACUUCACUUCAUACAUUUGAAUUGUGGGUUAUGGAAGAUGCUGAGAAAUGGUCGAAGAUACGUUUCUCUAUUUGUCAUUCUAUGCAUUUAUUUGGACAAGACGACGACGAUGCAUUUCUCAUUACAGGCAAUAUUCACACGGGUGAGAUUAUAUUCGCACCUUACGAUUGCGAUGUAAGAUUCGGUAUGACUCAUGUUGUCUAUUAUGAUCUCAAGACAAAUAGGCUUAGGUUUAGAACUGUUGCGUUUGAUUUAGGAACUCUUUUCCCUCAGAUUUCUGUAAUGGUACCUUUUUUCGAUUAUGUAGAGAGUGCUAUGCUUUUGUAA
Molecule: messenger RNA, 1098 nt
Organism: Arabidopsis thaliana (thale cress)
Lineage: Eukaryota; Viridiplantae; Streptophyta; Magnoliopsida; Brassicales; Brassicaceae
Product: F-box/associated interaction domain protein
Exons: 2
Coding region: 1-1098 (365 amino acids)
Source: RefSeq, marked reviewed